Messenger RNA from Drechmeria coniospora, 1254 nucleotides. RefSeq lists its product as uncharacterized. The transcript has 4 exons. The record is from RefSeq and is a predicted model, not a curated record. Lineage: Eukaryota; Fungi; Ascomycota; Sordariomycetes; Hypocreales; Ophiocordycipitaceae. Gene Ontology annotation, cellular component: membrane. The coding region runs from base 1 to 1254 and encodes 417 amino acids.
AUGGCAGCCGCUCAACACCCUCUCGCAGGGCUCGCACGCUCAGGAACCAAUAGUCCAUCUCGCCCGAAAGCCCAGCCCAUCCCGGCUCGGGGCGAGCUGUGGACGCUCCGACGGGCGGCCGAGGGCGAGAGCAUGCAAGCCAGUCGUGCGCCGUACGAGCGAACGAGUAUAAGGACCGCCGCGGGCGCCCAGCUUUCGUCGCACGCCGAACUGCUCCUCCGGCCGAGACGUUCGAGAGAGCUGGAACGCGUGCCCGACGAAACACUCGCCCUCGUGCAAGACAGACACUCGUACUCGGCCAGCAGCACCACUCGGCGGCUCGUCCAGACUGCGUCGAGGCAGCAUUGUGGCAUCAUGGACCAGCACCACCCCGGGGCUGUCGGCCAAGCCGACGUGCUCGAGACGCCCAUCUGGGUCCUUGUCGUCCGCAUCUUCCAGAUCCUCCUCUCCGUCAUCAUCCUCGCCCUCGCCGGCAGGGUCGCCCACGACCUCUACCUCGACGAGCUCGGUCUCGCCAUCGCCGUCCCCAUCCUCACCUGGAUCGUCGUCGGCUACGGCAUCGUCACCGAAAAGGUGGUGCCGUGGAACGUCGCCUAUCACGUCCUCGCCGUCCUCGUCCUCGACGGCUUCAUGCUUGUCAUGUGGCUCGCCACCUGGGCCGCCGUGGCCGCCAAGCGCGCCCAGUUCAAGUUCCCGACCCAGGUCCAGUCCUGCUUCGACAACGGCAGCAUCUUCGGCAGCAUGAGCUGCGCCAGGAAGCGCGGCCUCGAGCUCCUCAAGCGCGACAUGCUCUUCAAGGGCGGUCAGAACAUGAUGUCCGCAGCCGCGGGCCUCGGCGCCCUCGUCUGGCUCCUCUUCAUCGUCACCUUUGUCUGGACUCUCGUCAUGUUUCUCCGAGGCCGCAAGGACGGCCGGUUCCCCGUCGUCGGCGGCGCCUCCUCCUCGACGGCUCAUCAGACGCAGUCCAUGGUCGAGCAGCAGCAAAAGGCCCCCGUCGAGGCUCAACCGACGGGUCAGCAUCCGCCUCCUGCCCAGAGCCCCUACCACCAGCAGUCCCCCUACUCGCCGCCUCCUCCGGGCGGCGCCUACUCGCCCCCGCCGCAGGAUCAGCAGCAGCCGUUCGCGCAGUACCCGCCGCAGCAGUACCCGUCUCCGGGGUUCCAGCAGACUGAGCUGUCGGGCCAGCCGCCGCCGCAGCACACGACGCCUCUGUCCGCGGCAACCUCGCCCUCGCCGCAAACGUACCAGCGCUAG